AUGGAGACCAUUGACCCAGCAACAGGGCAGCAGCUGCCUACAGACGCUAUCCAGCGCAUCCUGUUCAUCGCAACAAGCGUCCACGUCUACAACAUCCCGCCCCUGGCCUCGACCAAGGGCUACACAGCAGCCACAUGGACUGAGGAUCCUAAGCGGCACAUAGUCACAUGUCGGUUACGGGUCAUCGAGACCGCCUUGCCCCAGCCUAGUGGGGAUGACAAGGUCAAGACAGAUGUUAUCCUCGAGGACACAUCAAGCGGGCAGCUCUUUGCCGCUGCCCCUUACACCACGCCUGCCGUCGUAGAGCCCGCGCUCGACAGCUCACGCUUCUUCGCCCUGCGGGUGCAGGACCCCAGCGGGCGGAAGGCCACCCUUGGCAUCGGCUUCGAGGAGCGGAGUGAAGCCUUUGACUUCGGUGUUGCGCUGCAGGAUGCAAGGAAGGGGCUCGGACUGGACGGUGGUCCUUCUGCUCCAACUCCUCAGCAGAAACAGAAGCAGGACGCUGAAGAGAAACGCGAUCUCUCCUUGAAAGAGGGCGAGACAAUCACGGUGAACCUCGGUGGUAAGUUUGGGAGGCGACGACCGCAGCAAGAAGCCGAGCCCGCCGACACGAGCGCGGGUCUUUCCUCGUUCUCUCUACCGCCUCCUCCUGCAUCUGGUUCACGCGGAGGGUUCUCUCUAGCCCCUCCGCCGAGUGCUCAGGAGGUCAAGCAAGACCAGAAAACCGCAAAAGACUUAGGCUUCGAUGACGGCCAGUUCGGCGAGUUCGCCUGA
Diaporthe amygdali is the source of this 774-nucleotide messenger RNA. RefSeq lists its product as uncharacterized. The coding region runs from base 1 to 774 and encodes 257 amino acids. Gene Ontology annotation, cellular component: membrane; clathrin vesicle coat. The record is from RefSeq and is a predicted model, not a curated record. Gene Ontology annotation, biological process: endocytosis. NCBI's taxonomy places the organism in Eukaryota, Fungi, Ascomycota, Sordariomycetes, Diaporthales, Diaporthaceae. The transcript has a single exon.